ACUAUAAAAGACAUCUUCAGAGGAGAUGAGGAGAUGCAGGGAAGACUUGGAGGCUACAUCUCAGGGAUCUCAUCUUUAACAUUUCUUCUGUGACCGGCUAGGAACAGUAAGCAGCCGCCAUGAGCACGGACGCGGAGAUGGCCCUCUACGGCAAGGCCGCCAUAUACCUUCGUAAGCCAGAGAGGGAGAGGAUCGAGGCCCAGAGCAAGCCCUUUGACGCCAAGUCCGCCGCUUACGUGGCUGACGUGAAGGAAAUGUACAUCAAGUGUACCAUAAUCAAGAAGGAAGGGGGCAAGGUCACAGUGAAACUGAAUGAAGGCGCCGAGGAGAGGACAGUCAAGGAGGAUGAUGUCACACAGAUGAAUCCUCCCAAGUAUGACAAGAUUGAGGACAUGGCCAUGAUGACCUAUCUCAAUGAAGCCUCUGUGUUGUAUAACCUCAAAGAGCGUUAUGCAGCAUGGAUGAUCUACACCUACUCUGGGCUGUUCUGCGCCACUGUAAACCCCUACAAGUGGCUCCCAGUGUACGACUCAGGUGUCGUAGCUGCCUACAGAGGAAAGAAGCGUAUGGAGGCUCCACCCCACAUCUUCUCUGUCUCUGACAAUGCCUACCAGUUCAUGGCUACCGAUAGAGAGAAUCAGUCUGUCUUGAUCACUGGAGAAUCCGGUGCUGGAAAGACUGUGAACACCAAGCGUGUCAUCCAGUACUUUGCCACUAUCUCAGUUAGUGGUGGUGGAGAGAAGAAGAAGGAGAGCAAAAUGGGGGGAUCUCUAGAGGACCAGAUCAUUGCUGCCAACCCCCUGCUGGAGGCCUACGGUAAUGCCAAGACCGUGAGGAAUGACAACUCCUCUCGCUUUGGUAAAUUCAUCAGGAUCCAUUUCAAUACUAGUGGCAAACUGGCUAGUGCUGAUAUUGAGACAUAUCUGCUGGAGAAGUCUAGAGUGACAUUCCAGCUGCCAGAAGAGAGAGGCUACCACAUCUUCUACCAGAUGAUGACCAACCACAAGCCUGAGAUCAUUGAGAUGACGCUCAUCACCAGCAACCCCUACGACUUCCCCAUGUGCAGUAUGGGUCAGAUCACUGUGGCUAGUAUCGAUGACAAAGAGGAGCUGGAUGCUACUGAUGCUGCUAUCGACAUUCUGGGCUUCAGUAAUGACGAGAAGAUGGCCAUCUACAGGUUCACUGGUGCAGUGCUUCACCACGGUAACCUGAAGUUCAAGCAGAAGCAGCGUGAGGAGCAGGCUGAGCCAGACGGCAAUGAGGAGGCUGACAAGAUCGGCUACCUGCUGGGCCUGAACUCAGCUGAUAUGCUGAAGGCUCUCUGCUACCCCAGAGUGAAGGUCGGCAACGAGUACGUCACCAAGGGUCAGACUGUACCUCAGGUCAACAACUCAGUGAGUGCCCUGGCCAAGUCUACCUAUGAGAAGAUGUUCUUGUGGAUGGUCAUCCGCAUCAACGAGAUGCUGGACACCAAGCAACCCAGACAGUACUUCAUUGGAGUGCUGGAUAUCGCUGGUUUUGAGAUCUUUAAUUUCAACAGCAUGGAGCAGCUGUGCAUCAACUUCACCAAUGAGAAACUGCAACAGUUCUUCAACCACCACAUGUUCGUCCUGGAGCAAGAGGAGUACAAGAAGGAGGGUAUCAUCUGGGAGUUCAUUGACUUCGGCAUGGACUUGGCUGCCUGCAUUGAGCUUAUUGAGAAGCCAAUGGGCAUCUUCUCCAUCCUUGAAGAGGAGUGCAUGUUCCCCAAGGCCUCAGAUGUGACCUUCAAGGCCAAGCUGUACGACCAGCAUCUUGGCAAAACCAAAGCAUUUGAGAAGCCCAAGCCUGCCAAAGGCAAGGCUGAGGCCCACUUCUCCCUGUUGCACUACGCUGGAACUGUGGACUACAACAUCACUGGCUGGCUGGAGAAGAACAAGGACCCCCUGAACGACUCUGUGGUUCAACUCUACCAGAAGUCUUCAAUUAAACUGCUGCCGGUCCUGUAUCCCCCCGUAAUAGAAGAAACUGGAGGUGCUAAGAAGGGCGCAAAGAAGAAGGGUGGUUCCAUGCAAACUGUGUCUUCCCAGUUCAGGGAGAAUCUUGGCAAGCUGAUGACCAACUUGAGGAGCACCCAUCCUCACUUUGUGCGUUGCCUGAUUCCAAAUGAGUCAAAGACUCCAGGUCUUAUGGAGAACUUCCUGGUUAUCCACCAGCUGAGGUGUAACGGUGUACUGGAGGGUAUCAGAAUCUGCAGAAAGGGCUUCCCCAGCAGAAUCCUCUAUGCUGACUUCAAGCAGAGGUACAAAGUACUGAAUGCCAGCGUCAUCCCUGAGGGACAGUUUAUUGACAACAAGAAGGCUUCUGAGAAGCUGCUUGGCUCAAUUGACGUGAACCAUGAGGAGUACAAAUUUGGCCACACCAAGGUGUUCUUCAAGGCUGGUCUGCUCGGUCAACUUGAGGAGAUGCGAGAUGAGAAGCUGGCCAUCCUGGUCGGAUUGACUCAGGCUCUCUCCCGGGGGUUCCUUAUGAGGACCGAGUUUAAGAAGAUGAUGGAGAGGAGGGAAGCCGUCUUCACUAUUCAGUACAACAUCCGCUCAUUCAUGAACGUCAAAACCUGGCCGUGGAUGAAGGUGUACUACAAGAUCAAGCCUCUUCUGAAGAGUGCUGAGACUGAGAAGGAGCUUUCCCAGAUGAAGGAGAACUACGGUAAGAUGAAGACAGACCUGGCCACUGCCCUGGGAAAGAAGAAGGAACUGGAGGAGAAGAUGGUCUCUCUUCUGCAGGAGAAAAAUGAUCUGCAGCUGCAAGUGGCAUCUGAAGGAGAUAACUUGUCAGAUGCUGAGGAAAGAUGUGAGGGACUUAUCAAGAACAAGAUCCAGAUGGAGGCCAAACUAAAGGAGACCUGUGAGAGACUGGAGGACGAGGAGGAGAUGAAUGCUGAGCUGACUGCCAAGAAGAGGAAGCUAGAGGAUGAAUGCUCUGAGCUCAAGAAGGACAUUGAUGACCUGGAGCUUACCUUGGCCAAAGUGGAGAAGGAGAAACACGCCACUGAGAACAAGGUGAAGAACCUGACUGAGGAGAUGGCCUCUAUGGAUGAGAAUGUUGCCAAGCUGUCAAAGGAGAAGAAAGCCCUCCAAGAGGCACACCAGCAGACCCUUGAUGACCUGCAGGCAGAGGAAGACAAAGUCAACACUCUGACCAAGGCCAAAACCAAGCUGGAACAGCAAGUGGAUGAUCUUGAAGGUUCUCUGGAGCAAGAGAAGAAGCUUCGUAUGGACCUUGAGAGAGCCAAGCGAAAGCUUGAGGGUGAUCUGAAGCUGGCUCAGGAAUCCAUCAUGGAUCUUGAGAAUGAUAAGCAGCAGUCUGAUGAAAAGAUCAAGAAGAAGGACUUUGAGACCAGCCAACUUCUGAGCAAGAUUGAAGAUGAGCAGUCCCUUGGCGCUCAACUUCAGAAGAAGAUUAAGGAGCUUCAGGCCCGCAUUGAGGAGCUAGAGGAAGAGAUUGAGGCUGAGCGUGCUGCACGUGCCAAGGUUGAGAAGCAGAGAGCUGACCUCUCCAGGGAACUUGAGGAGAUCAGUGAGAGGCUCGAGGAGGCCGGGGGAGCCACUUCUGCUCAGAUUGAGAUGAACAAGAAGCGCGAGGCUGAGUUCCAGAAGCUGCGUCGUGAUCUGGAGGAGUCCACCCUGCAGCAUGAAGCCACUGCUGCUGCUCUGCGCAAGAAGCAGGCGGACAGUGUCGCAGAGCUGGGAGAGCAGAUCGACAACCUCCAGCGCGUCAAACAGAAGCUGGAGAAGGAGAAGAGCGAAUUCAAGAUGGAGAUCGACGACCUCUCCAGCAACAUGGAAGCUGUUGCCAAAGCAAAGGGUAACCUUGAGAAGAUGUGCCGUACUCUGGAGGACCAGCUCAGUGAGCUCAAGUCUAAGAAUGACGAGAACGUCCGCCAGAUGAAUGAUGCCAGCGCUCAGAGGGCGAGGCUGCUCACUGAGAAUGGUGAGUUUGGUCGUCAGCUUGAAGAGAAAGACGCCCUUGUGACCCAGCUGACCAGAGGCAAGCAGGCCUUCACACAGCAGUUGGAGGAGCUGAAGAGACAUGUUGAGGAGGAGGUUAAGGCCAAGAAUGCUCUUGCUCAUGGUGUGCAAUCCGCCCGCCACGACUGUGACCUCCUGAGGGAGCAGUUUGAGGAGGAGCAGGAGGCCAAGGCUGAGCUGCAGCGGGGGAUGUCCAAGGCCAACGGCGAGGUGGCUACGUGGAGGAGCAAGUAUGAAACUGAUGCCAUCCAGCGCACUGAGGAGCUGGAGGAGGCCAAGAAAAAGCUGGCUCAGCGCCUUCAGGAUGCUGAGGAGCAGAUUGAGGCUACCAACUCCAAGUGUGCCUCUCUGGAGAAGACCAAGCAGAGACUCUUGGGUGAGGUGGAGGACCUCAUGGUCGAUGUGGAGAGGGCUAACGGACUGGCUGCCAACCUUGACAAGAAGCAGAGGAACUUUGACAAGGUUCUGGCAGAGUGGAAGCAGAAGUAUGAGGAGGGACAGGCAGAGCUUGAGGGAUCCCUGAAAGAGACUCGUUCUCUCAGCACUGAGCUUUUCAAGAUGAAGAACUCCUACGAGGAAACUCUGGAUAAUCUGGAGACACUGAAGCGCGAAAACAAGAACCUGCAGCAGGAGAUCUCUGACAUUACCGAACAACUUGGUGAGACUGGUAAGAGUAUCCAUGAGCUGGAGAAGUCCAAGAAGCAGACGGAGACUGAGAAGGUUGAGAUCCAAACAGCCCUUGAGGAAGCUGAGGGAACUCUGGAGCAUGAAGAGUCCAAGAUUCUGCGUGUCCAACUGGAGCUCAACCAGGUCAAGGGUGAGGUUGACAGGAAAUUGGCUGAGAAGGAUGAGGAGAUCGAGCAGAUCAAGAGGAACAGCCAGAGGAUUAUGGAUUCCAUGCAGAGUACUCUGGACUCUGAGGUCAGGAGCAGGAAUGAUGCCCUGAGAAUCAAGAAGAAGAUGGAGGGAGACCUGAACGAGAUGGAGAUCCAGCUGAGCCAUGCCAACCGCCAGGCUGCUGAGGCCCAGAAGCAGCUGAGGAACCUGCAGGGACAACUCAAGGAUGCCCAACUGCACCUUGACGAUGCCAUCAGAGCAGCAGAUGACCUGAAGGAGCAAGCUGCCAUGGUGGAGCGUAGGAACGGCCUCAUGAUGGCUGAGCUUGAGGAGCUGAGGGCAGCUCUGGAACAGACAGAGAGAGGCCGCAAAGUGGCUGAGACGGAGCUGGUGGAUGCUAGCGAGCGUGUUGGACUGCUGCACUCCCAGAACACAAGCCUUUUGAACACAAAGAAGAAGCUGGAGACUGACCUUGUCCAAGUCCAGGGCGAGGUGGAUGACGUUGUUCAGGAAGCCAGGAAUGCUGAGGAGAAGGCCAAGAAGGCCAUCACUGAUGCUGCCAUGAUGGCUGAGGAGCUGAAGAAAGAGCAGGAUACUAGCUCGCACCUGGAGAGGAUGAAGAAGAACCUGGAGGUCACAGUGAAGGACCUGCAGCAUCGCCUGGAUGAGGCUGAGAACCUGGCCAUGAAGGGUGGCAAGAAGCAGCUCCAGAAACUGGAGUCCCGGGUGCGCGAGCUGGAGACCGAGGUUGAAGCUGAACAGAGACGUGGAGCAGACGCUAUUAAGGGUGUCCGCAAGUAUGAGAGGAGGGUGAAGGAACUCACAUACCAGACUGAGGAGGACAAGAAGAAUGGCUGCAGGCUCCAGGAUCUGGUUGACAAGCUGCAGAUGAAGGUGAAGGCCUACAAGAGGCAGUCUGAGGAAGCGGAGGAGCAGGCCAACUCCUACCUGUCCAAGUGCAGGAAGGUUCAGCAUGAGCUGGAGGAGGCUGAGGAGCGGGCUGACAUCGCCGAGUCUCAGGUCAACAAGCUGAGGGCUAAGAGCCGCGAUACUGGCAAGGCAAAGGAGGCAGAGUAACACUGCUUAUUCAGGAAUCACAGUCAUAAAAUAUGACGACGGUUACGAAUAAUAAUAAAAAGCUUGUUCAUGAUCCUUUUGUGUUCUUUGU
Gadus chalcogrammus (walleye pollock) is the source of this 6015-nucleotide messenger RNA. RefSeq names its product myosin heavy chain, fast skeletal muscle-like. Lineage: Eukaryota; Metazoa; Chordata; Actinopteri; Gadiformes; Gadidae. Bases 120 to 5924 code for a protein of 1934 amino acids. Gene Ontology annotation, cellular component: myosin complex. The transcript is spliced from 41 exons. The record is from RefSeq and is a predicted model, not a curated record. Gene Ontology annotation, molecular function: actin filament binding; ATP binding; cytoskeletal motor activity.